Anolis carolinensis (green anole) is the source of this 3928-nucleotide messenger RNA. RefSeq names its product glycogen phosphorylase, muscle associated (gene pygm). The transcript is spliced from 19 exons. The coding region runs from base 133 to 2664 and encodes 843 amino acids. Lineage: Eukaryota; Metazoa; Chordata; Lepidosauria; Squamata; Anolidae. Gene Ontology annotation, biological process: glycogen catabolic process. Gene Ontology annotation, molecular function: pyridoxal phosphate binding; glycogen phosphorylase activity. Gene Ontology annotation, cellular component: cytoplasm. The record is from RefSeq and is a predicted model, not a curated record.
CUCAAGGGGAGGAGUUUUGGGCGCAUUUGCCCGGGCCAGAGGAGACGACGAUUGCAGGGUCCCUUCUCCAUCCAUCCAGAUUAAUCUGAUUGUAUUUUUUGGGGAGACAGAUAACGUGGUAGCCUUCCCAGGAUGUCUCGGCCGCUCUCAGACCAGGAUAAGAGGAAGCAGAUCAGCGUGCGCGGCCUGGCCGGAGUGGAGAACGUCACCGACCUCAAGAAGAACUUCAACCGGCACUUGCACUUCACCCUGGUCAAGGACCGCAAUGUGGCCACCACCCGGGACUACUACUUCGCCCUGGCCCACACCGUCCGGGACCACCUGGUGGGACGGUGGAUCCGCACCCAGCAGUACUACUACGAGAAGGACCCCAAGCGAAUCUAUUAUCUCUCCCUGGAAUUCUACAUGGGCCGAACUCUCCAGAACACCAUGGUCAACUUGGCCCUUCAGAACGCCUGUGAUGAAGCCACGUACCAGCUAGGCUUGGAUAUGGAGGAGCUGCAAGAGAUUGAGGAAGAUGCCGGCUUGGGAAACGGAGGCCUUGGGCGCCUGGCAGCUUGCUUUUUGGACUCGAUGGCCACGUUGGGCCUGGCGGCAUAUGGCUACGGGAUCCGCUACGAAUUCGGGAUCUUCAACCAGAAGAUCUGUGGCGGCUGGCAGCUGGAGGAGGCGGACGAUUGGCUGCGUUACGGCAACCCCUGGGAGAAAGCCCGCCCCGAGUACAUGAUCCCCGUCCAUUUCUACGGCCGCAUCCAGCACGACCAUGACGGGGUCAAAUGGGUCGACACACAGGUGGUCCUCGCCCUGCCUUACGACACCCCCGUCCCUGGAUACCGCAACAACACUGUCAACACCAUGCGGCUGUGGUCAGCCCGGGCGCCCAAUGAAUUCAACCUGAAGGACUUUAACGUUGGUGGCUACAUCCAAGCCGUCCUGGACCGGAACCUGGCGGAGAACAUUUCCCGGGUUCUGUACCCCAAUGAUAACUUCUUCGAGGGGAAAGAGCUGCGUCUCAAGCAGGAGUAUUUUGUGGUGGCUGCCACCCUUCAAGACAUCAUCCGCCGCUUCAAAUCCUCAAAGUUUGGCAGCCGGGAUCCCGUCCGCACCUCUUUCGAUGCUUUUCCCGACAAGGUGGCCAUCCAGCUCAACGAUACUCACCCAUCCUUGACGAUUCCAGAGCUCAUGAGAGUCUUGGUGGAUAUUGAGAAGCUCGACUGGGACAAGGCCUGGGAUGUCACCGUGAGGACCUGUGCCUACACCAACCACACCGUGCUGCCCGAGGCCCUGGAGCGCUGGCCCGUCCACCUCUUUGAGACCCUGCUGCCCCGACACCUGGAAAUCAUCUACGAGAUCAACCAGCGCUUCCUGGACAAAGUCUAUGCCAAAUUCCCGGGAGAUCUGGACCGGAUGCGCCGCAUGUCCAUGGUGGAGGAAGGCAGCGUCAAGCGGAUCAACAUGGCCCACCUCUGCAUCGUGGGCUCCCACGCGGUCAACGGCGUGGCCCGGAUCCACUCCGAGAUCCUCAAGGCCACCGUGUUCAAAGACUUCUAUGAGUUCGAGCCCCACAAGUUCCAGAACAAAACCAACGGCAUCACCCCGCGGCGUUGGCUGGUUUUGUGCAACCCGGGGCUGGCCGAGAUCAUUGCGGAGCGCAUCGGCGAGGACUACAUCUCAGACUUGGAUCAGCUGAAGAAACUUCUGGCCUUUGUGGAAGAUGAAGGCUUCAUCCGGGACAUUGCGAAAGUCAAGCAGGAGAACAAGCUGAAGUUCUCGGCCUACCUGGAGAAGGAGUACAAAGUCAAGAUCAACCCCAACUCGCUCUUCGACAUCCAGGUGAAGCGGAUCCACGAGUACAAGCGGCAGCUGCUCAACUGCCUCCACAUCAUCACCUUUUACAACCGGAUCAAGAAAGAACCAAACAAGCAUUUCGUGCCGCGGACAAUCAUGAUCGGAGGCAAAGCCGCUCCCGGCUACCAUAUGGCCAAAAUGAUCAUCAAACUCAUCACUUCCAUCGGAGACAUUGUGAACAAUGAUCCUGUCAUCGGCGAUCGGUUGAAGGUGAUCUUCUUGGAGAACUACCGGGUCUCGCUGGCUGAGAAAGUGGUCCCUGCGGCGGAUCUCUCCGAGCAGAUCUCCACGGCCGGCACCGAGGCCUCCGGGACCGGGAACAUGAAGUUCAUGCUCAACGGGGCGCUCACCAUCGGCACCAUGGACGGGGCCAACGUGGAGAUGGCGGAGGAAGCCGGCGAGGAGAACUUCUUCAUUUUCGGCAUGCGGGUCGAAGACGUGGACGAGCUGGACAGGAAGGGCUAUUGCGCCAAGGAUUACUACGACCACAUCCCUGAACUGAAGCAAGCCAUCGACCAGAUGAGCAGCGGCUUCUUCUCUCCCAAGCAGCCGGACCUCUUUAAGGACAUCGUCAACAUGCUCAUGUAUCAUGACAGGUUCAAAGUCUUUGCCGAUUACGAGGCGUACAUCAAAUGUCAAGAGAAGGUCAGCGCUCUUUAUAAGAACACCAAGGAGUGGACCAAGAAGGUCAUCAAGAACAUUGCCACCUCGGGGAAGUUCUCCAGCGACCGCACCAUCGCCCAGUACGCCCGCGAGAUCUGGGGCGUGGAGCCCACCCGCCAGAAGAUCCCGGCCCCGGACGACCCCCGAGAAUGAGGGCCCGGCCUUAGGGGACCCCUCUAGGCGUGCUCCUAAGCGGGGUCAACAGACCUCCCACUCCCUUCUCCUUUCUUCCCCCUUCUGGGCUAUUUAUUUCUUUCAUACCUUUCGUCACUUUUUCCCUUUUCUUAUGGGUUACGAUUCACUGUCGAGUGAACACAAUGUCGAGUAAACACCGCAGUGGGAGUUGUAGUUUGGCAAGGGAUGUUGGGAGUUAUAGUUUGGCGAGAGUCUCUUGUCUUCUAAAGAGUUGGGGGACUCCUUCCAAACAGGACUCCACGUGGAUGUUGGGAGUUGUAGUUUGGCAAGAGUCUCUUGUCUUCUAAAGAGUUGGGGGACUCCUUCCAAACAGGACUCCACGUGGAUGUUGGGAGUUGUAGUUCGGCAAGAGUCUCCAGUCUAGUAAAGAGUUGGGGGACUUCUUCUAAACAGGACUCCAUGUGGAUGUUGGGAGUUGUAGUUUGGCGAGAGUCUUCAGUCUUGUAAAGAGUUGGGGGACUCCUGACAAACUGGACACGUGGAUGUUGGGAGUUGUAGUUUGGCAAGAGUCUCCAGUCUUCCAAAGAGUUGAGGGACUUCUUCUAAACAGGACUCCACGUGGAUGUUGGGAGUUGUAGUUUGGCAAGAAUCUCCAGUUUUCUAAAGAGUUGGGGGACUCCUUCCAAACAGGACUCCACGUGGAUGUUGGGAGCUGUAGUUUGGCAAGAGUCUCCAGUCUUCCAAAGAGUUGAGGGACUUCUUCUAAACAGGACUCCACAUGGAUGUUGGGAGUUGUAGUUUGGCAAGAAUCUCCAGUUUUCUAAAGAGUUGGGGGACUCCUUCCAAACAGGACUCCACGUGGAUGUUGGGAGCUGUAGUUUGGCAAGAGUCUCCAAUUCUUUCAAAGAGUUGGGGACUCCUGACAAACAGGACUCCACGUGGAUGUUGGGAGUUGUAGUUUUGCAAGAGUCUCCAGUCUUCUAAAGAGUUGGGGACUCCUGACAAACUAUAUACAACCCACAGGAUUCACAACAAUUCGAUCAACACUGUUAUUGGCAGAGCAGACAAAAGACCGUGUCGAACUACAACUCCCACGACUCCAUAGUAUGUUUCGAACGGCAUUCAUUCGACACGCCCUCCGAUUACGUCGACCUCUUUAUCCAAUUUUUUUAUUUAAUUCUGGGGAAGGGAGAGAAGGAAGGUUUCGUUGUCUCCUCUGCGAGAUUCGGGAGGGAGGGGAAAACGUCAACACAAAACAACACAAUAAAGGUUUUUAAAUGAC